AUGGCAGAUACUCCAAUUGUGCUUGAUCAAGGAACAGGGUUCGUCAAGAUAGGAAGAGCCGGAACCAAUUUUCCCGACUACUCGUUCCCUUCAAUUGUCGGAAGACCAAUAUUAAGAGCAGAAGAAAGAAGUGUAUUUGUGCCAGACGAUGUUGAGAUUAAAGAUAUAAUGUGUGGGGACGAAGCCAGCAAGGUAAGGUCGUUAUUACAGAUUAGCUAUCCUAUGGAGAAUGGGAUUAUCAAGAACUGGGAAGAUAUGGAACACUUAUGGGACUAUGCCUUCUAUGAGAAGAUGAAAUUGCAAACCCAAGGGAAGAAGAUAUUGUUAACUGAACCUCCAAGAAACCCAUUAAAGAAUAGAGAGACCAUGUGUGAUGUGAUGUUUGAAAAAUAUCAAUUUGGAGGUGUUUAUGUUGCUAUCCAAGCAGUUUUGGCUUUGUAUGCUCAAGGUUUAAGUUCUGGAGUAGUUGUUGAUUCAGGUGAUGGUGUCACUCAUGUUGUUCCAGUUUAUGAAUCGGUUGUUUUAAACCAUUUAACAAGAAGAUUGGACGUUGCAGGAAGAGAUGUCACCAGGAAUUUGAUAAACUUAUUAUUCCGUAGAGGAUACGCAUUCAAUAGAACUGCUGAUUUCGAAACCGUUCGUCAAAUCAAAGAAAAGUUGUGUUAUGUUUCAUAUGAUUUGGAUUUCGAUUCCAAAUUGGCAAAUGAAACAACUUCCUUGGUACAAUCCUAUGAACUUCCUGAUGGAAGGGUAAUCAAGGUUGGUUCAGAAAGAUUCUUGGCUCCAGAAUGUUUAUUCCAACCUCAUUUGGUAGAUUGUGAACAAGAAGGUAUGGGUGAAUUGCUAUUCAAUACUAUUCAAUCGACUGACGUUGAUAUUAGAUCUACUUUAUUCAAAGCAAUUGUUUUAUCUGGUGGUUCUUCAAUGUAUCCAGGUUUGCCCUCUAGAUUGGAAAAGGAAUUGAAACAAUUGUGGUUGACUAAAGUCUUGCAUGGUGAUCCUACAAGACUAGAUAAAUUCAAGGUUAGAAUCGAAGAUCCUCCAAGAAGAAAACAUAUGGUUUUCAUAGGUGGUGCUGUGUUGGCUAACAUUAUGGCUGACAAAGACCAUAUGUGGAUUUCCAAACAAGAAUGGGAAGAACAAGGUCCACGGAUUUUAGAAAAGUUGGGUCCUCGUUGA
Messenger RNA from Lizanozyma spartinae, 1179 nucleotides. It is a transcript of the gene ARP2, whose product is annotated as actin-related protein 2. The coding region runs from base 1 to 1179 and encodes 392 amino acids. The record is from RefSeq and is a predicted model, not a curated record. The transcript is spliced from 2 exons. NCBI's taxonomy places the organism in Eukaryota, Fungi, Ascomycota, Pichiomycetes, Serinales, Debaryomycetaceae. Gene Ontology annotation, cellular component: Arp2/3 protein complex; actin cortical patch. Gene Ontology annotation, molecular function: actin filament binding. Gene Ontology annotation, biological process: Arp2/3 complex-mediated actin nucleation.